UUUUUUACCCACAUUUCGCAAGAGUGCCCAUCAAGGCCGGGCAGUGCCAAGCGUGAAUGGAUUCGUUAAAUGACCACUUCACCUUUCAAACUCAAUCAGCUGCAGUGUUUCGAAGGGGAUCUGGGAAAGUUGGGACCGGGGCCUUGCAUGCAUGCCAGUGCGAGUGUGCAUGUGGAAUUUGAUGUGGGAGGAAACGACUGCGACUGCGACGACGAUCCAAGGAAAAAAGCAACAUCACAAACAUGAUCCGCGAGUCUGAAACUUGGGGAUUGGACGAUACGUUUUAACGUACCAGCCUAAGCAAGGUCUAUGACACGUCGCGAUAUUAAUAUUUAGGUGGCGAUUGAUGGGGAUGGAAUAGAGGUGAUAAAAAGACCGGGAAUGUGGGUCAUGAGGGUCAUGGGGGUAAUAACGCGUCUCCUGAGAG
Serpula lacrymans var. lacrymans S7.9 is the source of this 427-nucleotide messenger RNA. RefSeq lists its product as uncharacterized. The coding region runs from base 70 to 246 and encodes 58 amino acids. The transcript has a single exon. NCBI's taxonomy places the organism in Eukaryota, Fungi, Basidiomycota, Agaricomycetes, Boletales, Serpulaceae. The record is from RefSeq and is a predicted model, not a curated record.